Messenger RNA from Lactuca sativa (garden lettuce), 1616 nucleotides. Its product is annotated as serine/threonine-protein kinase CTR1. Lineage: Eukaryota; Viridiplantae; Streptophyta; Magnoliopsida; Asterales; Asteraceae. Gene Ontology annotation, biological process: protein phosphorylation. Gene Ontology annotation, molecular function: ATP binding; protein serine/threonine kinase activity. The record is from RefSeq and is a predicted model, not a curated record.
UAUAUAUGGAUGCAUAUGCAGAAACUGGCAGACUAUGUGGGACUACCUUGUCGCAUAGCUCGAGGCUGCAAGUAUUGUGUUGAAGAUCAUAGAUCCUCAUGCCUUGUCAAAAUUCAAAACGAUAAAUCCACAAGGGAGUAUGUAAUGGAUCUAAUUGGGCAACCAGGAAACAUGUAUAAUCCGGAUUCAUCAAUAAAUGGAGAUAUACUUUCUUCGGUGCCUUCACCAUUUCAAAGCUCUCAUUUGAAAGAAGUUGAACAAGUUUAUGUGGACCGAGCAUCCAUUUCUCAAGUGAAGAGCAUUGAAGGAGGAGGGGGAGUAUGUGAGGAAGAAAGCAGUGUAGUAGAAUCAAAGGAAAUGAGAUGUGUCCCGGUCCCAGUCCCAAUCCCAAUUGAUAGAAACUAUAGAGUUUGUGAGAUGAUUGAAACGCCAAAAGCAGUGGAAUACAGUAGUAGUGAGCAGUUAUCAGAUAUUGAUCAAGGCAAGAGUACAAUUAGAAGCAAUAGUUUUCCUGUGACUGCUCCAAGGUACUUGACCCUUGAGCCAUCUCUUGCAAUGGACUGGCUGGAGAUAGCUUGGGAUGACUUGCAUAUCAAGGAGCGUAUUGGUGCUGGCUCUUUUGGGACAGUGCAUCGAGCAGAGUGACAUGGAUCGGAUGUGGCAGUUAAGGUAUUAACUGUCCAGGACUUCCAAGAUGAUUAGUUGAAGGAGUUUCUGAGGGAGGUUUCAAUUAUGAAACGAGUGCGGCAUCCGAAUGUGGUUCUGUUCAUGGGUGCAGUGACUGUUCGCCCACAUUUUUCAAUAGUGACAGAGUACUUACCUAGGGGUAGUCUAUUUCGUCUUAUACAUCGACCAACAGCUGGUGAAAUUAUGGAUCAAAGGCGACGUAUACGCAUGGCUUUGGAUGUGGCAAAGGGUAUCAAUUAUCUUCAUUGUCUUAAUCCUCCAAUCGUUCACUGGGAUCUCAAAUGUCCAAACUUAUUGGUCGAUAAAAACUGGACUGUCAAGGUUUGUGAUUUUGGGUUAUCCAGAUUUAAAGCAAAUACUUUCAUAUCAUCAAAAUCUGUUGCAGGAACACCUGAAUGGAUGGCCCCUGAAUUCCUGCGUGGUGAGCCCUCGAAUGAAAAAUCUGAUGUUUACAGUUUCGGUGUCAUCUUGUGGGAGCUCGUCACCAUGUAGCAGCCAUGGAACGGACUCAGCCCUGCCCAGGUUGUGGGAGCAGUGGCUUUCCAGAACAGGAAACUAACGAUACCCAUCAACACCCCUCCGGCAUUAACUUCACUCAUGGAAUCAUGUUGGGCCGAUGAUCCUGCUCAACGCCCAACUUUUAAGAGCAUUGUUAACUCUUUAAAGAAGUUGCUCAAGUCUCCAGCACAAAUGGGACCUCCAUGAAUUCACGACUACAUUUACAUUCUCUUCUCUUCUCAUUUUUCUUUUUUUCUGACAUUUUCAUAUAUACCAAACUACCUGAACCUGCAAAUGGUUCUAUAAACAUCUAGAUAAACUAUCAUAAAUCGAAACAUCCUCAAGGGAUCAACUAAAAUAUGUAAAACUUAAAAGGGCUAGCUUCAGGUUUAUGGACCUAGCUAGCUAAGUAAUCCAUAUAAGUUUCUUAA